Messenger RNA from Menidia menidia (Atlantic silverside), 246 nucleotides. The record is from the annotation of a GenBank genome assembly. NCBI's taxonomy places the organism in Eukaryota, Metazoa, Chordata, Actinopteri, Atheriniformes, Atherinopsidae.
AUGUCUUCCAAAGCACACGACAAUGAAGAUGCAUGUGAUAAACAACCCCCACUAAAGGAGGAACUGAGCAGAAAGAUUAAAGAGCAGAAGGUAAUUGUGGACGAGCUAUCCAAUCUCAGGAAAAACAGGAAAGUCUACAUUCAGCAAAGCAAUAGUAACAUAUUCUUCCUGGCAGAUAGAAGUCAAACACUAGGUACUUGCAAAAAGGAUCUUGAUUAUAUGAAAAAGGAACUCCAGGACAUGUAA